ACUUCAACAGGAUUAUCCGCGUUUUGCCUUUAUCAGUGCACUGUUGGGUUCGCAUUAUCGGGACGAUGCUGUAGUAACGUUUGUGCGUGUUUUUCCCAUAGAUCCCUGAUAUUCCUCGUAUUCGCCCUUGUCGAUUCAUACUCGCAGUGGUGCCACGCUAUUUAUGUGUGUGGUCAGUGGUGUUUACAUUGACGAUGCAAGUGGAAGGAAGUACAUGCCGGCUGUCAUACGAAGUUCUGUGUUUGAUAACAUGUGCGUGAUUACAUUAUGAUAUUUUUUCGUAUCGUAGUAAAUAAUGUUGAAGGCGUAGAACGAAAAAUUGGUGAAAAUGUCACUUAUAGUAGCAUGGCUAGUAACGACAGGAUUGUUUAAUGUUGUUGCGGCGUCUGUUGGCGAUAGAACCCUGUUCUAUAAAAACUGUGUUGACAGAUGUGUCGGACAAAACUGCACGAAAGAUGGCCUGGACUUUUCCACGGCAGUUCAGCCGUUCUACCAAAGAGCGCUAAAAUGGACUUGUAGGGAAGAGUGCCAGUACAGCUGUAUGUGGCAUACAGUUGAAAACUUCUUAAGACGUAAUUGGGAUGUUCCACAGUUUCAUGGAAAAUGGCCCUUUAUACGUUUUCUUGGUGUGCAAGAACCAGCCUCCUUCAUUUUUUCUGUGAUGAAUUUUGUCUCGCAUCUUUUGAUGCUGAGGAGGUUUCACAAGGAAGUAAGGAGAGAUAGCCCAAUGUAUUGGUUCUGGCAUGUGUAUGGGGCGGUCUGCUUGAAUGCAUGGUUGUGGUCAGCAGUGUUUCAUGCAAGAGAUACAGUGCUUACUGAACAAAUGGAUUACUUUUGCGCAUUUUCAAUGGUGCUGUUUUCCUGCUAUGGUAUGCUUGUGAGGAUGAUGUCUGGGAAAAUUAAUCUGCUAACAAUGUUACUGACAGCAGUGAGUCUUCUGUUUUUCAUUCAUCAUGUUACAUACUUGACAAUGGUACACUUUGAUUAUGGCUACAACAUGAAAGCAAACAUUGUUGUAGGUAUCGUGAAUGGACUGGGAUGGUUGUUAUGGUGUACGUGGUGUCGAAAGAUGCAGCCCUAUGUUUGGCGCUGUGCCCUGUUUGUAGUGUUGGCUGGUCUCUCAUUACUACUUGAGAUUGCAGACUUCCCACCUUUGUUAUGGACGUUAGAUGCCCAUGCACUCUGGCACCUCGCCACAGUGCCACUUCCAAUAUUGUUCUACAGAUUUUUAAUUGAAGAUUGCAGACAUAUGAGGAAGUUACGAGAAAUGCCUGAAAAACCUCAUCAGUCUUGAUUGGUGUCUUCUUUGAAUAUUGUGUAUGUUCUCUUUAACGGGGGGGGGGG
Schistocerca cancellata (South American locust) is the source of this 1344-nucleotide messenger RNA. RefSeq names its product post-GPI attachment to proteins factor 3 (gene PGAP3). The record is from RefSeq and is a predicted model, not a curated record. Gene Ontology annotation, molecular function: hydrolase activity, acting on ester bonds. Lineage: Eukaryota; Metazoa; Arthropoda; Insecta; Orthoptera; Acrididae. Bases 329 to 1294 code for a protein of 321 amino acids. The transcript has 7 exons. Gene Ontology annotation, biological process: GPI anchor biosynthetic process. Gene Ontology annotation, cellular component: endoplasmic reticulum membrane.